AGUUUUUUUGCUGAAUAUGAUAGUUGCCGUCACCAGUAGGCAAGUGUGUUAGCCAGCAAAUAAUUAACGUUAGCUAAUGUGAGUGAAUAAACAAAAGCUACACAAACACAACUAAUCGGAGAACAGAAAAGUAACACAACCAAGCAAACGAUUUAAGGAGGGUUGAUUUCAUAUUUCUCGUCAGUGAACACUGGUGGUGGAGUAGCCUAACGUUUGCGGAGGAACCGCCCAACGCUGGUGUAACGUGAUUCUCCACGUUGCCCCUUUCGUCUGCUCUCGGUAGACUCCGCUUGCUCAUUCGCACUGCAGACUUUAUUGCAGCUAACUGUUUCAGACUGUCGCACUACCUAGGGUGGACUCGGAUCAAAGUACACGGCUAAUACGUCUCAUCUAACAGCUGGGCCUGGUUGAGACUCGUUUUUAAUCUACUAGUAGUUGUCCAGACUACAUUUUAGUUACAUUUUGCAACGUGGUGGACAUCUAACGGACUUCGAGACUAUGAGGAGAUUUUCGGCAUGGGCUGUGUUCGCACUGUUGUCUCUGCUCACACUGAAAGUGCGAUGUGAGGAUGGCUUUGAUCUGGCCGACGCACUGGGAGAUGAUGAUGAUGAGCCAGCAGCACCCACAGUGAAGCCCCCAAGUGUACCAGCAGGAGGAGACGAACUGGACCUCUCUGAUGCCAUGGAUUUUGGCACUCCCACGAAAAAACCAGUGCCGCCUGCUCCUGCCCCGACCAAAGCAGCAGUCAAGCCCAAGCCCAAACCAGAGGAGACCGGCUCCGACUUCUUUGGGGCCACAGUUCGGCCCGGCCUGCUGCCUCGCACCACUCCCAGGGUGACCCGAACCACCAGCCCGCCCCACGUUUCCAAGCCUGGGCCUGAUGACUUCGAUCUGGGCGAUGCUCUGGACCCCAACAAUGACAUCGGAGGAAAGGGCAAGGGAGGGAAAGGAGAGAAAGGGUAUGACGGAGAGGGCAGGGGCGACGGCCAGCCCAAUAACAGAGGAGGCACCGGUGGUGGCUCGUUCACUGACGAUGACCUUACUGACCUUGGUGACUACAAACCUGAGAAAGGCAGUGGCAAAGGAGGUCACGGGGGUGGAGCUGGAACUACUGACCUUGAUAACGACGACUAUGAUGGCACCAUGGCAGAGACGGGCACGAUCGCAGGCAUCGUCAGUGCUGUGGCCAUGGCCCUGGUCGGCGCAGUCACCAGCUACAUAUCCUACCAGAAGAAGAAGUUCUGCUUCUCCAUACAGCAGAGCUUGAAUACUGACAUGGUGAAGGCAGAAAAUCCAGAUGCUGUUGUGGCUCAGGAGCCCCAAGUUCAACAGACUCUUCUUCAGCCCCCCAACGCAGAGCCUCCUGCAGAGGAGAAUGCGGUCUAAACUGCAGUACCAGCUUCCACCACAGGGGGGCACCAACGUGCACCUCUCAAUGGCGAUACACACUUAUCGCCAAAUGAAAACAAACAUGCACCCCCCACCCAAGAAAUACCAUCCGGACCCUGUCUCAUCUACCCAAACGUUAUGUAUAUACACCUUAAUUUAUUUUACCCUUUAACUUUUAACACCACUAACUAUGCCUGUUUACAAUGUUAUUGAACUAAUGUAGGAAAAAUCACCAGAAAGACAAUGGAGAUAAGGAUGAUUUUAAAGUUUCAUUUGAAGAGAUGAUGAGGGUAAUGCUAACUCUUAAUGGCUAUAUUGUCAUUGUUUUAUGGUAUUUUGUGUUUUAUGUGUUUUUGUUUUUUAUUUGAACAAUGUGUCAAAAAUCAGCACCUUGGCCAACCAGCAAAUUUGACUUUGAAUUAGAACCAAAAAGUUUUUAUAAUCGUUGGAAAAGAAUACUGCUUACUCGUUUAGCCAAUGGGUAGGAUCUGACUUUUGCAUGACACUUCCACAAGCACACAUUUCAAGAAAGAUUUUUGACUGGUUGUUGAUGGAAGUGCACUUAUAGUGUUUGAGCUUGUUAAAAAGAAAAUGAAUGAUUUCAUUACAUUCUCCCCUUUGUAAAACCUGCCCUAAUUUGUUUUGUAAGGUUUUUACAUGGGCUGUAAAUAUUUGCCUUGCUUUUGCAGAGCAUUGUUGCGGUGGUUGAAGGUUUCUGUGUUGUAGAGGACACAAGUUUUUUCUAGUUGAUUUAGAAAUAAUUGAACAAAAAAAAUGGGAGAAAAAUGGAAGACAAACUUUAAAUACGAACCCACAGCUGCUUGGUAUGAUUUGCUUUUAGGAUGGAGAAAAGUAAAACUUCAAAACUGGUGCAAGGGAGGUCGUUUGGCCUUCUUGUGGGAAGAUGUAACUGUUUGCAAUGAAAGGUGAAAAUGUUGUUUUAUUUGUAUAUUAGGUCUAUUCAGAUGUCAGUGAUAGAGCAUUUCUCCGAAAAUGGAGAGAGGCGAUCUUGAAUGUGAUGAAGUUCUAGAGUUUCCUGUGCAUAUGAAGUUAACGUAACUGGAUAAACAAAGUAGAGACAGGAGUUGUUGUCAGUGUUAGUGUAUGGUAUCACAUAGAAGUUAUUAUUGAAGUCUUAAUUAUAUUCAGUACUGUCCUAUUCAGACUGCUCUUUGUUUUCAGCUGCAGCUGGUUGCUUGUGUAGCUAGGAAGUUAGAGAUUGUUAUGCUUGUAUAUUGCGGUGUGUGUAUCUACAGGUUUUUACUCGAAUCGCUGUGUUUUUACGUAUCCCUAUAUACCCACUUUGUAUAACCGUGUGUGUGUGUGUGUGUGUUUGUGUUGACCGAAAGUGUUUGUGUUACGCUUUGUCCUUCCGCUUUCUUUGUUGAUUAGGGGAUGGGAGCGGCUUUGUCAGAACUGAACUUAGCAUCCGUGUUGGUAGUUUCGUAGAACGAUUUUAUUCAAGGGUUUAUUUUAUUUUUGAUUUCCAUCUUGGGACAAGUGUUGUUGUCCUGCUUGGGACUCUGCUGCACCCGUUUCGGUUUCGUCUCGCCUGUCGCCUCACUUGACUCUAGGCCUUACCACGCCACGCCUCGUCCUGUCCAGUCUGCCUCUGCCGGACACCUGUAGCCUCUCGCCUGUAACCAGUGCUCACUUGAUCGCUCCUUGGUCUGUUCUCCCAUGCACUGAAACCCCUGUUCUACUCUGAAAAUAUCCAAAACAGAAAAGAAACAUAAAAUCGUAUAUAAUCAACCUCAACCAUUUUCUCAGGCUCCUUAAUUUCUUUCUUAAGAAGCUUGUUUGUUAUUCGAUUGGACAUAUAGUCAAAUGGUUUACCUACCUACCACUCUAGGUUGUCUUUGACAUUUGAGUUGGCAUCAUGGCAAAUAGUAGCCAUAAAUGGCAAAUGAGCGCCUUGUGACAGAAUGGUUAUCCCUCAGAUGUCUGAGGCGCUUCAGUUCUUUAGCAUGAGUGGACAGAGGACUCUUUCAGGGCAUGGGAACGUGACCGUAGCCAGUAAGGUGCACCUUUUGCUGACCUCCGAUGCUGUUAUUUGACAGCACUGCACCGCCUCUCCCCUAAAAAAGCCUUACUCAGCCUACUCACACCGGGGGAAUGAAGUACAUGUGGGUGCCAACAGCACGAGAGCUGCCUACUAUGAAUGUGCUAGAUCUAGCCCAUGAAACUGAAUGUUUACCGAAUGUAAUUCUUGCAACUGUUGGCCAUUUUGAAGGUCUGCUUCAACUUCUUUGCAUGAUUUUUGGUAUCAGUAGUGUGUUAUGCAGUCUGAUGUAGCGUAUAUCGGUGCUUCUUUAGAAUAAAAUAAAACAACAAACACCAAAGUAGAGACAAUGACCAGAUUUGCCUCUUCGUUUAUCCACUCUUGGCCUUUUUUUCCCUGUUCUUACCGAAGUGAAGUUAAGGAGAUGCUUUCUAAAUGUUUGAUGAUCCUGAACUAGAGCUCUUGAUACAGUGGUUUAUGACAUUACCAAAAAUACCACCUAUUUAGAGAAAGCUGUGACGAUUUUGAAAUGUUCUGAAGUGUCUUGACUAAUACAAAACAUCUCUUGCAUCAUAUCAUAUGAGAAUAGCUUCAACCCAGACGUACAAAAACACAUCUUGAUGAACAAAAAGCAAGACUGUUACGACUUCUGCUGUUGUUUGGUACCUUUUGGUAUCUUUGACACGUAACUGCAUUUCUGAGUCAGGAUUGGUUCGGUGGACUAAGUUACUAGUGUCCAGUGUUGGUUGUAGUUUCCGUGGUUUCGAACCGGGGCUCCCUGAUGAUGACUGGACAGAGGCCGCAACACCUCACUGAUUGUAUCCACGAUGGUGUGCACAGAACUGUACAGACAUGCAUGUUUUGGACUUUUUCUAGCUUGGUAGCUAUUGACGGUUUGUUCUCUUACUGGAUAACUUUGGUUUUUGAUUUGUUUUUUAACUCCUCAAAGGGUUGGAAGAUUGAUUGUUGGGUGGCCAGGUGUUCUGGUCCUGGGUUAUGCACUGCCAGUGACACGCCAUUAUUCCCCCAACACCACUACGCCAGACACAUCCACACUCUGACACUGUAAUAUAGGGCUGCACAUUAUUCGGCUUGAAUGAUUUUCUCCUACCCUUAACCUGAAGAUCUGUGUACCGGUGGCAGUGUUGUUGGUAUAUAUAUAUAUAUGAAUAUAUAUAUAUAUAUAUAUAUAUAUAUGAGUGUGGAAAUGGAGCAACAUUGAUGUUAGAAAUAUGGAGGGGUGCUUGUUUCAAAACAGGACAUGCUUGUGCUAUCUACAUCAAUUGUGUUGUGGCAGACUAGGUCUAAAUAUAGCCUGAAUAGCAGUGCAGCAUCCCAAAUACCAGUGCUUGUUUACUAGCAUGAAGACUGCCUUUGGGGAAAUGCAAUUUGUAUACACAUACACACACACACUCAUAGGCAAGCACCUACACUUAGCAGCCUCAUGCAUUUUUGCAUGUGUGUACACAAACACACUAUCAGCCACUCCUUCUCACACACACACACACACACACACACACACAAGUCUUAUGAUGGUACAAGGUGCAAUCUUGUGACAAUCUCCACCUUUAGGAUUGUUCCGUUUUUAUUCUGCUGUAAAGGUUUUUAGCAAUGCAGUUCUUUACUAACCCCUCCACUGUAGCUCACUGGCAAUACAUUACUGGAAGAGAUUAUUAUGGUGAAACCCAAUAAACUGCCUGAGGGUCA
Molecule: messenger RNA, 5098 nt
Organism: Alosa sapidissima (American shad)
Lineage: Eukaryota; Metazoa; Chordata; Actinopteri; Clupeiformes; Clupeidae
Gene: cd99l2
Product: CD99 molecule-like 2
Exons: 12
Coding region: 499-1386 (295 amino acids)
Source: RefSeq, a predicted model, not a curated record